AUGAAUAGAGGUGCACUUAAGCGUACACCAAGUUUAGGAACCAUGCCUAGUUUCGGCAACCUUUCUAUUUCUUCAAUAGAAUCACCAAGCCCAACGGGUUCAAACACUCUCAAUCGACCUGCACAAGCUUCACAAUCAUUGUAUCCUCUAUGUAUAGACUUGCUAGAACGACUUUACUGUGUGGAAGGGUUUGAACAAUACCUAAUUCAAGGACAAAACAAUGUUUCAAAUAAUUCUUCAAUAGUAGGUACUCCUACCUCGGAAAAUGGUCCGAAUAGUAUAAUUCGGAAUGAUCCUAUUACUCUAUUAUGGCAAACUUUUCGGUUAGGUUAUCCUCUUUGCGCUCUUUACAAUGCUUUGAAACCUCAAACAGAAUUGAAAAUAACAAUAGAAACUAAGCCUAAAGAUAGCGUGUAUAAAUUUUUGGCAGCUUGCAUGAAGGAAUUACAGUUUAAGUCUGAACAACUCUUUACAAUUACACAAUUGUAUCAAGACGAUACGAAUGGCUUCGUCAAUGUAAUUGGUACUGUCAAACUUGUCACAGACAAAAUUGAAGAGAAAGGUCUUCUCAAUUUGUCUCGUAGACAACUUUUACGAAAUUCGGAUCCCAUGAAACCCACAGAUAACCGUGCAAGGGUCGUACAUGAAUUAUUAGAAACAGAAAGAAAAUAUGUACAAGAUAUGGAAGUUUUACAGAAAUUUGCGCGUGAACUUCAAAUACAAGAGAUUGUAAGCGCAGAUACUAUUCAUUUGCUCUUUGCAAACCUUAAUCAUCUUGUAGAUUUUCAACGUCGUUUCCUUAUCGGUGUAGAAGCUAAUGCCAGUCAACCACCAGCAGAUCAAAGAUUUGGAAAUCUUUUUAUACAAAUGGAGGAUAAUUUUGCUGUAUACGAACCAUUUUGUGCAAAUUAUCAAUCUGCUUCAGAAUUGGUUAUCCAAGAAACGCCUAAUUUGCAGCGUUUGGCUAAGAUAGUAGAACCAACAUACGAAUUACCAUCGUUAUUAAUUAAACCCAUCCAGCGCAUUUGUAAAUAUCCAUUAUUAUUACAGGAAUUAUUAAAAUUCUCUGAAAAAGAUGAAACACCAUUUUAUGAUGAAAUUGAGCUAGGCCUUAAGGCUAUUAAACGUGUAGCCGAUCGUGUUAAUGAAACACGACGAAAACAAGAAAACGAAGCUAUCGUUAGAGAUUUAGAACGUAGAGUUGAGGAUUGGAAAGGGCAUAAAAUUGCUCAAUUUGGUAGUUUAUUACUUGAAGAUGUGUUUAUCAUGUCAAAGGAAGAUUCCGAACGUGAAUAUCACGUAUAUUUGUUUCAAAGAAUCUUACUUUGUUGUAAAGAAAAUAAUGCUAGAAGGCUCCAAAGUAAAUCUACUCCACUUAUUAAGAGUAAUUCAAGAAAACAAAAAAGAACUAGUUUACAGCUUAAAGGGAGAAUUUUUAUACACAAUAUAACAGCUCUUUUAGACAAUAGUCAACCUCAACCUGGAUCGUGGUCUUUGAAGGUAUUUUGGAAAGGAGAUAUAGAAAUGGAAUCUUUCUCACUCAAAUGUCGUAAUGAAGAGCAACUUAAACAAUGGCAAUCCACGUUGCAAAAAUUGCUUGAAGAUUCAAAAAGCCAAAAUAAUAAUAGCUCAAAUUCAAAGGAUGAGUCAACAACAACGACCAAACGAACUCAAGUUUCCAACACUCAAUUAGCAUCAUUAGCGAACCUUGAUCUUCCUUUUCAAUCGUUACCCUAUGGACAAUUGCCUACAUCUUCUAAUGGAAGAACGAGAUCAAAAACAGAUGAUGGGACGGCACCUCCACCUUAUAACUUGAACCCUGGUUCUCCUCCAUUACCAGGCAACCCAAAUAAUCUACCUCAAUAUCGAACUCAUACAAAUUUGUCCAUGUUGCAUACAUCACGUAAUGGGUCUACGACCGCUCCACCUACAAUGGCAACGUUUCCAUCCAGUGUCAUACAUCAUCAAGGAGAAUCAAGUUAUUUUCCAAAUUCUCCUCAUUCUCCUCAUUCUCCUCCACCUUCUUAUCCGGGUUCUCCAGCUCCAUCUGCUCGUAGUAGUGCUAGUACAACUUCGCAUUCUAAUAUUUGGCAAAGAAAAAGUGUCGAGCAACAGCAAUCAACUAACGUUCUUGCAGACACAGUAGCCAAAGUUAUGAUGGGAAAUGAUGACGAAUAUCCUGUUCCACCGUUGCAACGUGCAUCUGUUGGACCUACUCCAGUUUUGCAACAAACCUCAGCACCUAGUUCAAACCGUUUACGAUCUGCAAGUAAUUCAAAUAUACAUGCGAUUCAAGAAGAUCAAUGGGAAAAUAUGGAACCUUUUCCUGAUCUUCCUAAUGACAAUAUAGCAAUGAGUAACGGGGUUCAAUCGGAAUCACAUCUGCGACACAGCGGAUCAAGUACUUCAUCACAGACAUCUAAUACAAAUGGUAUUAAUACUAAUAUUCCGAUUUCGAAUAGUGCCUUAUCAUCACCUACCAAUGGAGUAGAAAAUGGUAAUCAAUAUUCGAAGUAUAGCCACACAACAAUGAAAAUUAAAGUAAAUUAUGCUGAAGACAUUUUUGUGAUCGUUGUUCCUAAAGAUAUUGAAUAUAAAGAAUUAUGUGAUCGUGUAGAACGUAAGAUACGUUUGUGUACUACAAGGCGUGACGAAAGUAUUCCCCUACUAAGGCUAGCUGCUGGAGGAAAUUUUGUUAACCUUUAUGUUAGCUAA
Molecule: messenger RNA, 2715 nt
Organism: Funneliformis mosseae
Lineage: Eukaryota; Fungi; Glomeromycota; Glomeromycetes; Glomerales; Glomeraceae
Source: the annotation of a GenBank genome assembly